Messenger RNA from Siniperca chuatsi (mandarin fish), 4861 nucleotides. RefSeq names its product pleckstrin homology domain-containing family A member 4 (gene plekha4). The record is from RefSeq and is a predicted model, not a curated record. The transcript has 25 exons. The coding region runs from base 340 to 4326 and encodes 1328 amino acids. NCBI's taxonomy places the organism in Eukaryota, Metazoa, Chordata, Actinopteri, Centrarchiformes, Sinipercidae.
UUAGAGGACAGAAAAGCGGUAACAGCCAGCGUAGGUAGAUCACUGGACAAACACCGCUGCCACAAGUCAGAACGGAGGGAAGGAGUGCGAAACAGACAGGGAGAUUCACACGUACCGGGAGAGAAGAGGAGUUUAGCAAGAGAGUGUUGUGACUGUUUGGGCAACAGAAGCUUGUAGUAGCCAGGAAGAGGGCAACCAAGCCUGAGGAGAUGCUGUGAGGAAGAGUGCCAAGUGAUGGAGCUUGAAGCAGCCAGAAGGCGGGCACAAUUAGUCAGGGUGCUGUUCAUGGGAGGGACUGACUGCGUCUACAGAGAGAGACUCUGGCCCAGAUUGCAUUGAAUGGAUGACCAGGACAGAGUAAGCCAAGCAUCCAGCGUGGCCACCAUUUCCUACUUUCCUGUCAUAAAGGAAAGUGAUGGAAGGGUUCAAACAUUUGGGAAAAGAUGUCAGGCUGUCAAGAGAGACCCCAACUGUCCUGUGGUCAUCAGAGGAUGGCUCAACAAAAAAGAUAGCUCUGGUUUGAAGCUAUGGAAGAGAAGGUGGUUUGUCCUCUCCAACUACUGUCUGUUUUACUAUAAAGACAGUAGAGAAGAAUCUGUGCUGGGCAGCAUCCCACUUCCGAGCUACAAAAUCCUGUUCUGCACACCACGAGAAUGCAAAAACAGAAAGUUCACCUUCAAGGUGGUGCACCAGGGAAUGCGCUCUUAUUUCUUCAGUGCUGACACUCAGGAGGAUAUGCUGGGUUGGGUCCGAGCCCUCAGCCAGUCUGCUGCAAUGGAGCCAGACAGCUCCCUGAACAGGCGUUGCUCAAGUUAUCAGGAUUUCACACAGAUAGGUGGUAGCAGUGAAUCAGUGGACUUCCCUAAACCCCCCUCUGAUGAAGAGGGUCCGUCCCAAAAACACAGGCACGUCAGCAGGACUCUGAGUGAACCGAGUCAGCUCACCGGUGGGAGGAUGGGGACGUCGCACUCAGAGCACAGGGGGAGGCGGAGUGUGCGUCAGAGAAACAGCAGAACACCCAGUCCUCUUGAUUUUAGCAGAAGAAGAGUUUGUGGUCCAAAUCAAGAGGAAGAUUCUCUUCCUGGCCAAAACACACCACCCACGCACACAGAAAUUAUGGGAACAAGUUCUUUAACCUCAAGAAGUCAGCUGGGUUCACGACCUCAUACACCGGUGGGAAGGGUUGACAUUCGACCUCACGAUGACUCCGCCAUGGUGCCACAGACCCUGUAUUAUGCACCUGCCUCACCUAAACUGGAGUUCAAAUCCACCCCUAGCACUCCAGGCACAGAAAGGUGUCAAAACCUAAGCAAGCCUACACCUACAUAUGGUUCUGUCCAUCAUAUCUCGAGUGGGAGAAGAUCUUUAGGAAAGAGCUACUCUACAGGGGCACAUUCAGACUUACUGCCCCCUUUGCCCCCCUCAUCAAGAGCCGCACAUGCACCCCACCCCCCACACCACCACCACCACCACCAUCAUCACCAUCACCGCAGCAAUUUAUCUGUUUGUGUGCUACCGCCAGCUAUGGCCCCAAAGCCUGACCAGAGUCAAACCCCACCAAUCAGGCCUCUCGAAAGUGAUGCAGAUGCUGUGUUGACGAGGUUGUGUGGGUGUGACAAGCUGCUACAGUCUCUGUCUGUAGAACUGGCCCAGCUACAAAUGGAUAAGGAGAGCGUCCAUUGUGCAUUAGAGGUGUCCAGACUGCAGCUGGAGGAGUGGAAAAGCCAGGGGCCCAGGGCCCAGGAAGAAGCACUUACCCAGAAGGCUUUGCUCCUGGAAGAGCUGGUCACAAUCCGGGCCAGAAUGUGUGAUGUGUCAUUGGAAAUGGAGAGGGUGUGGAGUCAAUAUGAGAGAAUGGAGAGUGAACUGUCUGUUAUCCGUUCACAUCUUCAGCACAUCUGUCACUUUGGAGUGCCACAGGAGCAGUCUCAGGCUCAGAGAGAGCUGUGGAUGAUGGAGGACAUCCUGGCUGGACUAAAGGUCAACAGGGACCACUUCCGCUUCCUGCUGGGACUGCAGAGGCACCACACGUUCCAGCCGUCAGCUCCACAUCCUGGAUCCCCUGGCUCUCCCACAGAGAGGCUGCAAAGUGGUCUGCCAAUGGAUGUGGAACAAGAGCCACCAGUCCGCCCACCGUUACCCCAGGAGCUACAUGAAAUGCACCAGAGCAGUGAUCAGGGCCAUGGCUGGACAGAGUCACCAUAUGAGGGAAUCUACAGCCACGCUGUGGAUCCGGUACAGAGAAGAGGAAAUAGCCAGCCUGACCUCCUUAAUGUGAAAGCACAGAAAGACGCAUUUGAAUCUCAGUCUGGCUCAAAGUGGAUCCCACCAGAUCCAACAAACCAAUCAACCAAGAAGAUGAAGAUGAGUGAAGAAGAGCAGAUUGAGCGGAUGAAGAGGAAUCAGGAGAGGAUGACUAAUAGGAAGAAACCCCCUAUAUCUACUCCAGGUGCCCAAACCCAGAGUUCAGAGACAAAAGAAGAGGCCCCCUUUCCUCUGAGGGUGACAAGAGUUGUUACAGCUGUACUGCCAUCCUCUCUCGUGGCCAGACGGGUUUCUGUUGAGGACCCCCCUCCUGAGCUCGACAACCCACUGCCUGAGCAGAUCCCACCUGAGAUGCAGCAAAGAUUGGCUGAGCAGAGUAAAAAAAUGUUGAACAAGCCACCCAGGCGUCUGUUGCUGGAGAGUCCUGAUCAAAACCGUUCCUCGGCAGAUAUGCACCAGGAUCAGCCCGUUAAAAAGACAAACAGACAGCCGCAUCAGGGAGUACUGAGGUCCUCUAAGAAGGAGUCACGGUCAGAAGCGAGCAGCGAUGUUCGAGAUCAAGGUUUGGGAAAUGGAAGUGCAAGCUUGGACGUCAGGGCAGAGGAACGGCCCUCUGCCCUCCUGACACCUGACAUGGACACUGACCCCUGUCUGACCCCUGAGCAGCGAGAGGCCAAACUUCGACGUGUGGAACGAAUACGGGAGAGAGUCAUAAGAAGUGCAGUCGGAGAGAGUGCUACAACACACAAGCAUCUGCCAAUCAGGGGGGAGGGGCAGAAUGUUAAUCAGGUGCCCCCUGACACAGCUAGAAAACAAAGGAUGAAAUCAGACUGUGAAUCUUAUGACGGCUAUAGAAGCUGUGGGGAUAAAAUCAGAAGUCCUGCAGAACUUCAGCUUUCUAGUGGAACAUUGCACGAUGAAGAUGAAAGAGAUGGACAUGUGAAAAAAUCUAAAAGCCAAGUCAAAUUUGGGAACAAAACAAAACACAAAGAUCACAGUGAAAGAAUAGGGGAUGCUAAAACUAAAAUCAAACGUCCAGCUUCACCCUAUCAUAUCUCAUCUAUGACUGUCUACCAGAAAGACGGAGGCAAGGGAUUUAUAAGUUGCAAGGAUGCAGAGGAGCGAAAUCUUGAAGAACCUGCCACUGAUUAUGAUGAAAGUGAUUUUUCAUCCUCCGAUCUGAGAGCCAAGUGGUUCCUCUCCACCAACCAGUGGCAAGGGUUCAUACCUUUGCAGAUUCCUGGCAUAAACUCAUUGUGCAGUAAGGAGAUAUCAGACAUCGAGAACCAAACAGCAUGCACCAAUGACCUGACUGAUUCCAAUGAAAUGUCAUCCACAGUCAGUGAAAGCUUAGAGAAAAUGAAAGAGAACCAUUCACUCUUCUAUAAGAUUGCCUGUGACAUUAGUAUUUCAGACACAGAUAUAACAAAGAAUGAUGGGAAUUCAAAUUCCCAAACGUCACUCAGGCCAGAAGAAGAAGAACUGCUGAUCACUGAAUCUGUGCCGGAUGAAGCGACCCAUAAUGUUGGGAGAUCUUCUAAGCAAGAGAGCAAGGAUUCCAGUCUACACUUGUCAUCAGAUGUUAAUGAGAAUAGUCUCUCAAUUAAUAACAAACUCCAAGAUUCAAAACUGGAAACCCAGGACAAAGCAGCGUUAAAUACCUCAGCCAGUCCAGCAAAAGAUCCUUGUGUUUAUGCAGCGAUCCCUCAAAAAGAAUGUCAAGACACCUCAAGGCAAGAAAGCCCAUUGAAAGUUAGAGAAACUAUCCAUGGAGUUCCUGUUCAGCACAUUGAUUCUGGUCAGGCCCUGGAUGAACAUGCAAAGACAAGAGAAGAACACAGUGGGGCGAAAGAGUCAGAAGACAGGAAGGUAGACAAAGAGAGAUCAGAAGAGCAAAAGAAAUGUAGUAGUUUAAGUGAGGAGAACAAAGAGACAGUCCAAGAACGAGGCAACAACCACAACAACAUUGCUCCAUCCAGCUCUGUGUAUGAGGGCGGAAGUGUGAUUCGGAGUGCCUCUUUUGGGAAAGCACGAGUUACAGUAUUGAGGACAAGUUUGUAAAGGCAAGAACAGUGACGGCUUAAGGAGCUUAAAUUAACGAACUUGGGAAAGACAAGCACACAGUUAAGUGAUGUAUGGUAAAGGAAAACACCUGAGGAGGAGGACACUAAGUGAUUGAAGGAAUAUGGACCCAACUUUGGAUUAGAAAUGGUAAAAUGGGAACAAUAUGAGAAAGAAACAUAAUGAUCGGUAAACUUGAACAUAUCCAUUAUUCAUAAUAUGUGGUUUGAAAUGCAGAUAAAACUGAAAGUCUUAAGACUAUUUCAUGAAAACAAAAACUAUGUACGCAAAUUUUGUAGUGUUGUUCUUGCAGUUGAUGGUAAAAUAUCUUAUGUAUUGUUGCAGUCAAAUACAUGCCCAGUAUUUGAGGUUAACACUUUCAUUCCUCUCAAAAUAUGUAUCUAACAUAACACAGAAAUUAUAGAUGAUGGCUGCUUGCGGAUGGUAACAUAACCCUUGUUAUUGUUACUGUAAUAAAAUGUCUUUUGUAUCUCAAAUAUCCUGAUUAAUAAACAUGCUGUGUGUCUGAUAUUAA